GUUGAAUACAACUCAGUGUGUUCAAGUGUAUACUCGACAUGUUAGUUUUAUUAUCAACACGCUUGGCAUGAACUCAAAUAAUCACGUGACAGGAAAGCACACUGACAGAUAAUUGGCAUUCCGAAAACGAGAAGAACAUAUCACUAGCAGUAACACUUUAAAGAUAACAGAUAGAGAAUUGAAAAUGAAGAAACCUCAAUGAAAGAAACUUUGACGACUCCUAAAGAAUUCACAUAUUAUUAAAAUGACGAUGCAGGUCAAGGAAGAAAGAGUUGACACGGAGUAUCACAGGAGUGGACAAUAUGUCGCCGGACUUCAAAAUCACCAGUAUGCUCAGCCACAACAGCCUGCUGCUCCUCCGAUCUUCCCAGCACCGGGUACUUACCCCGUACAAAACACUUCUACUUACGCUGUUCAAAACACUUCAACGUAUCCCGUGCAAAACUCUUCCAUGUUGAUGCCAAAUAACGUGCAGACUUCUAAACCAGAAGAAACUGUUUCCGAAAAUCAAAUCGAUUUCUCAAGUGUCAAGGGCAUUUUUGGUUGGACAUCAAUAGAUGGUGUCGAUGUUCCGUAUAUAUUCCGGAAAGACAAAAUGUUUGUUUCAGUACGGAUAGUGGAACAAAAACUAUUAAAUAAAUAUCCGAACUCGUAUCCUGAUGAUUUAGGGAAACAUCAACCUCUGACUAGUUUUUUUAUUACCCCACACGAGUGCAAACUACUUAACGAGAUCAACCAAGUACACUGUGGUGGAGAGUUCGGCACAAAACUGUUUUCUAUCAAAGACCUUAUAGUAUUAUUGUCGGAUUUUGUAGAAUUUUAUAAUUUAGUGAAAAAGACAUUCCCGGAGAAUGGCAAGACAAUAGAGGAAGAGGACAAUAAAGCGUCAACAGGAUCGGAAUGUGGAUGGCUACAAGUAAACAAUACGGUCUCACCUUACGUUAAAAGAAAUGCUGAUAAAUUCGUUCCAUUGUCUGUUAUGAAGUAUGCAGCUGCAUUGAAUAUUCCAGGGAACGGCGUUUUACCGGAAACCGACGAAUGUGACUUGCUGAAUAAAGCUUGUAAAAUAGCUGGAUUCAAUUUCUCAUUUUCUAAGACUACUCGAAUUAUUUCCUUGUGUGAAAUUAUGAAAAGUUGUAAAAUUAAAAUAAUGGAGCUUCCGAUGGAAAAUCCGUUACAACACGCACAAUAUAUAGAGUUGCCUAGCAACAAUAACAAUGAAACGAAUCAGAAACCCAUCGAACCAACACCUAAACCAGAACAACAAACCACUUCCAAAUCACCAGUUCAUGACAUGGUUCCAGGUCAGUACCCUCCUAAUCAAAUGCAUCCUGCUUUUAUGGACCCUAGAAUGAUGUUUUCGUACAACAGGCAUCCAUACAAUAUGUACGCAAUGCACUAUGGACCUCCAAAUGUGACUGUAAAUCCACACCAACAACCGCAUCAUAUGUAUCCAGGCAUGGGACCACCACCUCCAUACGUCAACGGACAGAUGCCUAACCAGCCUGUCCACGGAAGCAGAAACCCUACGCCUGAACGUCGAGCAAGUCAAUCACCAGUAAGAACACACAGUAAUGGUAGCGGCAGGUCUACACCACAACCAAAAUCACCUAACAGAUUGACAUCACCAAAUCAUUAUCAACAAAUGAGAUCCCAGCUAUCACCAGGAUCUUAUCAUGGACCUACUUCACAACCGCAAGGAAUACCAAUGCCAGCAAACAAACCACCUAAUAACAGUAUGCCACCAGGCCAAAUACCAUCGGGCCAAAUACCACCAGGUCAAAUGCCACCCGGUCACAAUAUGAUGUUUCCAAACCCUAUGGCAAAUUUCAUGCAAAACCGCGGACAGUUUAUGGCGCAAAACAUGAGACCAAACGUUAGACCUCCAAUGCCAAAUAGCAAUCACAUGAUGCCGCAACGUCACCCAUCAUCAAAACCACAAACAAAUCCGAAUGUGCGUCCACCCAAUCAGUCAAACAUGAGAGCACCACAAUCAUCAACAGGUGGUAGACAUCAUAUGCCACCUCCUCCGUCAAUGUCAGGACCACACCAAGGACCACACCAAGGACCAAUGAACGCUUUACAAUCAAUGGUCUCUCACCAAAACGGAAACGUUAGACAAGGCGUACCACAACACAUAUCACAGACAAAUCAGAGACACAUUCCUAACGGUUUCAAUCCAAAUGCUAUGAACCAGCCUCCUCAAAGGCAAGCUAACUUGAAUGACAAUCAACAGAAUGUUCUAAGACAGCAUUUACACAAUACAGAACGACCACGAAAUGACACGAGUGAUUCUGUUGUCAAUGGGAAUGGUAAUACCCCUCGUCAUAUUACUUCAGGUCCGAACAAUCAGGAAAACAAGGGACCAGAGAAAAGUAUAAACCAAUUACUUGUAGAGAGUAUUAAAGGUGUUUGGUUAGGCGGUAAAAGUAUCUCGUGUAUGCAUCUGGACAGUCCAGGGAGAUGCGGUAAAUUUUGUUUAGUAGAAGCUGUUUGUAAACUGUAUUUCAGUGGAUGUAGUGUAAAUGAAUUUCUAUACGCAUUAGAAAACGUGUUAAAAGUUCCUCUAAUGACAUGUACCGAUGACGAGGAAAAAGCUUUUAUUCAUUAUUAUAGUUUACCCGUAACGGUGCUCAAAUGUAACAAAAUGAUUGAUUUUGAAGACUUGGAAAAAUUCUUUCCGCAGUUGUCAUAUGUGUUUAAAGAGAAAACGGGCAACGGUGGUGCUCAUAAAACAAUGUCUCAAGCUGAUAGUGACAGCGCUUCCGAGAAUCCUGUUCAACUCGACCCAGCAAUGCCAGUGACAAUGAGUGAAAUGCAACAAUCAAAUAAACGACCAAGUAGUACACCAAUUUCAGGACCACCAGCAAAGUCGAGCAAACGUUUGGAGGACACAGUUCAAAGGUUAAUGCACCAACAAGAAAUGACAACAGGUGGAACAGAGAAUCCGUCAGGAAGAGGAGCUAUUAUAAUUUUAGAUGAUUGACCAGACUGAGUAUUGACUAACCUUCGUUCUACUUUGUAGUAUUCAUAGUGCUAUUUUCAUUUUAUUUUUGUACAUAUUUUCAUCAUAUUGAACCAAAGAAUCAGUUAAGAUACUUAAUACAUUCAUUGCUGUACAUGUCUUAUAACAAAGAAAUUUCUUGAAAAUAUAAAUUAAAACUUGACAUUUUUGACAAAAGGGAUGCAUUCAAAUUUUUUUUACGAAUUUGAUAUUUACUCUUUUUCUAAUUUACAAUGUAUGCCAAAAACAGGAAGAUUAUUAUAUUUUUUUUCGAAAUGCAAUAAUUUAAACGAAUAUUUAAAAUAUUGUUGUUUUUUUUUUGUUUUUUUUUUUUAGGUUUAUUGUGAUUUCAUUUGAUUUGGUAACUGUCAAAUAUUGCAUGAUUUUGACAUUUGCGUUCAUUUUUGUAGAUUUUUCUUGUCAAGAAAAAUUCAAAAUGUUCUAUUUUUUUUUUUAUAAAAUGAGAUUUUCUUAUUUUAAACGAUUUUUUUUUAAUUCCGUGGCAUCGUCAGUAUUAAUUAGUUUUGAGCAUUCAUAUCAGCUUUACAUUAUCGUUUAUAUAUAACACGUGACCUUAUAUCUAUGACAAAUAGUUCAUAUCAGUUCUUAUCACCACACAGAAUCUCCCAUGUCGGAAUCACAUCUGUAAAUAUGUCUUACAAUAUUUAUUACAACUCUGGAGGUUGUCAGGGCAUUAGAAGUACUUAAUUUAGUCAGUUAUGUGUUCUUAUGAUUGGUUGACACAGAAUUGUAUUACGUUUAAUUAUAUAUAAACUUGUUUAAAAAAGUGUGAUCAAAUAAUUUGUGGACAGCUGGAAUAUGCGCAAUAAAAAUUAUUUUUGUUUUGUAAUAGGUGUCAACUUUGUCCUAUUGUUUUUUUUUUGUUUUUUUUUAUCUUCAUGACUUUAUAUUGCAUUAAUUUUAUUCUUUUAUAUAGAAAUACAAAAACUGUUCUUCCUAAAAUGCCUCUUGAUUUAGAAUACCUUAUAAUGUAGUGAGUUGAGGUUAAAUUACCAUUUAAACAAAGUAUGGUAGGACUUUUUGUUCAGAAUUUUUUAUUUGUUUAUAUGUGCAGUUGAUAUUAUCUAGAUAGGGUAAAAUUGAAGUUUAUUGAACAAAAGAUUUCUGCAAUAUUACAAAAACUUUUUAAAUUUUGAAGGAAAUGGUCCUGUUUAAAAAGCACAAAAUUAAUAUUCUAAUAAAUGCAAAAAAAAGGUACAUCUUGGUCUUCUGUUUGACGGAGCUGUACAUUUAUUUAUAAGAACUGGUCGAAGUGUACAUUAGAAAUAAGAUUUUAGUGCUAAUAACUUGACACAUUUGUUCUGUACUCUGAGGGUUAAAGGUUAUAAAGUCAUGACCUUGAGGUGCUCUUUGAUGUUAACACGUACAUGCAUUUGAUUUACAAUAUGUUUAGCGAAUGAAAUUUUACUUUUUUUUGUACUUGAGAAAGAAACCAGUUGAUUUUUAGAGGUGAAAAGUGACGAUCCUUGAUUUCAGACUCCAGGCUCAGUUGACGGUCUCGUCGUUGAUUGAUUAUUUUCGUUUCCUUUCUUGAUAUAAAAUAUCUCUUGUACUGUCGAUCUGUGUCCUGCAUUUUUUUCUUUUAUGUAAGACCCAAGAUUUUUCCAACACCCUUUCCUUAAUCCCAAUAAAAAUCAAAUGGUUGCUUCCCAAGUAUGUGCUUUACACAUGUUUUCAUUAAGUUUCACUGCUGACAAAUUAAGUGAAAAUCUGAUUGAAAUGUCAAACAGUAAGUUGUUAUAUAUUUUUUAUUACCAUGUUUAUAAAAAAUAAAAAUGAAAAGUUA
Messenger RNA from Mytilus trossulus (common blue mussel), 4811 nucleotides. RefSeq lists its product as uncharacterized. The transcript has 4 exons. The coding region runs from base 245 to 2986 and encodes 913 amino acids. The record is from RefSeq and is a predicted model, not a curated record. NCBI's taxonomy places the organism in Eukaryota, Metazoa, Mollusca, Bivalvia, Mytilida, Mytilidae.